AUGCGUCUCUCACGCUUUUCCUCAUCGCCUACACCACUUCUCAUAACCCUCCUCCUCUUCAUCAUCACCCUAUCCACAUCCCUCCACACAAUCACCGCCUCUACCGUCAACUCCAGGAACAACAAACGAGACCUCCUCGGAAACAUCUUCCCCCACGGCAGCUCCUCCGCUCCACCAGCCGCCACACCCGCUGGCUCUCCAUCCCCAACAGUCCCCACCGCACCAGGCACUGGAGGCACCGGCGGCACCCAGUCCAACUCCACCGCUACAGGCCCCUUACCAGGCUUGAUCAGUCAAGUCCUAGACCCACCAGUCCUCGGCAAUAUCGGCGGUGUCCCCUCCUCUACCACACCCACCAAAAAGCUCCCCUCUGGCGGCUCGGGCGCCAAUGACGACAGCACCCCAGACGAUGACGGCAACCCAGCAACACCCAACCAGUCCUCGAACGCCAAGAGUGGGAAGGGCAACAACCCUAACAGCAAUGGCGGCCCACUGUCUCCGGGUCUGAUUGUUCUUUUGGUCGUCAUCCUGCUUGCAAUUCUUGCGGGCGUGCUGUUUAGUUGUUACAGAAUCCGUCAGUCACGUCGACGACGCCAUCAGAGCUGGGAUGAGGAUAUUCUCAAGAACCAUGCUGGCUCUGUGGGGUAUAGCGAGUCCGGUGGAGGCUAUGGCAUGUAUGUCGGCAAUGGAGGGAAGGAGAGACCGGACCUGUGGCGCAAGAACCUCGAUCUGUUUCAUCGCGAAUGA
Messenger RNA from Linnemannia hyalina, 747 nucleotides. NCBI's taxonomy places the organism in Eukaryota, Fungi, Mortierellomycota, Mortierellomycetes, Mortierellales, Mortierellaceae. The record is from the annotation of a GenBank genome assembly.